AUGAAGUUGCUCGCAUCUCUGGCGCUGAGUGCGACCGCCUUGGCCGCCGUCAUUCCCCAACAGGCGCCGCUGGGUUCCUCCAUUGUACACAACACACAACAGACCAAGUAUUUGAUCGAGCUUGCGCCUUACCAGACUCGAUGGGUGACCGAAGAGGAGAAAUGGGCUCUGAAGCUGGACGGCGUCAACUUCAUCGAUGUCACUGAUGAGUUCCAUUCCGGGGCCUACGGGGCCAUACACACGUCGCGUGUGGUCAAGUACCCCAGCGCAAUGUCACACGAGCAGGAAAUCCGUCCACUCGCGGGAGACCUCAACAAGGACAACAUGAAGAAGAACCUCGAGCACUUCACCUCCUUCCACACCCGGUACUACAAAUCUGAUUAUGGCCGACAGUCCGCCGAGUGGUUAUAUUCCCAAGUGAGCGCGGUGGUGCAAGAGUCGGGGGCGACCGAGCACGGAGCUUCGGUGGAGCGCUUUGCUCACCCGUGGGGCCAAUUCAGCAUCAUUGCCCGCAUUCCCGGCCAAUCUAACAACACGGUGGUCUUGGGCGCUCAUCAGGACAGCAUCAACCUGUUCCUACCCUCCAUCUUGGCUGCUCCCGGUGCGGACGAUGAUGGCAGUGGAACGGUGACCAUCCUCGAGACUCUGAGGGCCCUGCUGCGGUCCGAGACCAUCGUGACGGGCCAGGCGGCCAACACGAUCGAGUUCCACUGGUACUCGGCAGAGGAGGGAGGUCUACUGGGCUCGCAAGCGGUGUACUCUAAGUACAAGAAGGAUUCACGUGAGGUCAAGGCCAUGUUGCAACAGGACAUGACCGGCUACGUCCAGGGCACUCUGGACGCGGGUCAGAAGGAGUCGGUGGGCGUGAUUGUCGACUACGUCGAUCAGGGUCUCACCAAGUUUAUCAAGCAGGUCAUCACUACCGUAAGUAUCUCGCCUAUCUAUUCCGCCUUGGUCAAGUUCGGCCUGCUUCCUCCUUUUGUGCUCUUUACGAUGCUAACAUUCUUUCCGCAGUACUGUGACGUGCCGUACGUGGAGACCAAGUGUGGCUAUGCCUGCUCCGAUCACGCCUCUGCAAGCCGCUUCGGCUACCCGUCCGCUUUUGUGAUUGAAUCUCAGUUUGAGAACUCGGACAAGAAGAUUCACAGCACGGAUGAUUUGAUCAAGUACCUCAGCUUCGACCACAUGUUGCAGCACGCCAAAAUGAGCCUGGCUUUUGCAUACGAAUUGGCAUUUGCUCCUUUCUAA
Molecule: messenger RNA, 1248 nt
Organism: Penicillium oxalicum
Lineage: Eukaryota; Fungi; Ascomycota; Eurotiomycetes; Eurotiales; Aspergillaceae
Gene: lap1
Product: putative aminopeptidase
Exons: 2
Coding region: 1-1248 (415 amino acids)
Biological process (GO): proteolysis
Molecular function (GO): metalloexopeptidase activity
Source: RefSeq, a predicted model, not a curated record